This is a messenger RNA of Helianthus annuus (common sunflower), 732 nucleotides long. RefSeq names its product 60S ribosomal protein L14-2. Gene Ontology annotation, molecular function: RNA binding; structural constituent of ribosome. Gene Ontology annotation, cellular component: ribosome; cytosolic large ribosomal subunit. The record is from RefSeq and is a predicted model, not a curated record. Gene Ontology annotation, biological process: ribosomal large subunit biogenesis; translation. The transcript has 5 exons. Bases 145 to 546 code for a protein of 133 amino acids. NCBI's taxonomy places the organism in Eukaryota, Viridiplantae, Streptophyta, Magnoliopsida, Asterales, Asteraceae.
AUUACACAUAAUUCAAACAAAAAACAGGCCCAAUCAAUAUCUCCAACUAUUAAACACACACCCUAUCCAAAACCCUAAUUUCCACCAUCUCAACCGCCACACCUUCAAUUCUCCUCGGCGCUCUGCAACUAAUCGCCUGCAAAAAUGCCGUUCAAGAGGUACGUUGAGAUCGGAAGAAUCGCCCUCGUUAACUAUGGAAAGGAUUACGGAAAGCUCGUUGUGAUCGUCGAUGUUAUCGAUCAAAACAGGGCUCUUGUUGACUCUCCUGACAUGGUGAGAGGCCAAAUGAACUUCAAGAGGCUAACACUUACCGACAUCAAAAUUGACAUCAAAAGAGUUCCAAACAAGAAGACUCUUAUUGCUGCUAUGGAGGCUGCUGAUGUCAAGAACAAAUGGGAAAACAGCUCAUGGGGAAGGAAACUCAUUGUUCAAAAGAAGAGAGCCUCACUUAACGAUUUUGACAGGUUCAAGAUCAUGUUGGCUAAGAUCAAGAAAGCGGGAGUCGUUAGGCAAGAGCUCGCCAAGCUAAAGAAGGAGACCGCUUAAUUUGUAUGAAUGUCGAGAUUUUGAUGCACUUUAUUUGAAUUAUUGUUGAGUAGACCAGUGUUGGUUUUUAGGAGUUUAUGUUUCACUUCUUACAACAGAUUAAGGGGAUGUUUAGAACCGUUUCAUUCAAUUUUGAACUUCCAUGUUUGCUGGUUUGUUAACCAGGUUGUGUUUCGGAUUGACUUA